Messenger RNA from Chrysoperla carnea, 1986 nucleotides. RefSeq lists its product as uncharacterized. Lineage: Eukaryota; Metazoa; Arthropoda; Insecta; Neuroptera; Chrysopidae. The coding region runs from base 64 to 1806 and encodes 580 amino acids. The record is from RefSeq and is a predicted model, not a curated record. The transcript is spliced from 2 exons.
UCCUAGUACGAACACCACUAGGAGGUUCAGGUGAUAUUUCUUUCCAUUACAAGUAUAUUCGCUAUGAAGGUUUUUAUUAUUUUAACUACCUAUUUGGCGAUCACACUAGCUAGUGGAAAUCACAAACAAUACCCAGUAGCCCAUGAAGAUAUUCGAUAUGACGGUCGUUUUGGAUACGCUAAUCUAAAAAUUGGACCUGACGGUGUACCCAUUGACACACCCGAAGUUCAACAUGCCAGAGCUGCUCAUUUAUCUCUUGUUGCUAAAGCCAUACAAGACCAUGCAGAAUGGGUUUCUAAGCAUCAAGAUAAAUCAUCUAAUGGACAAUGGGUUGAUAAUAAUGAAGACAGAUCAUCUCAUGCAACGUGGGAUGGUAAUAAUCAAGCCAAAUCGUCCCAAGUACCCUGGACUGGACAUGAUGGGUCUAAUGGCGGACCAAGUGGAUGGUCUAAUUUGAACUCCCAUAAUGAUGGACGCUAUGAAUAUGCUCAACUUAAAAUUGGACCCAACGGUGUACCAAUUGAUACAUCAGAAGUACAACAAGCCAAAGAUGCUCAUUUAUUUGCUCAUUCUAAAGCGAAAACAUCUCACGCAGGAUGGAAUGGCGAUAAUGGAGCAUAUGGUGGCCAAUACGGAAGUUCUAAUUUGAACUACCUUAACCCUCAAAAUAAUCUAAAAGUUGCUCAUUUAAAUACAUAUUCCCAAGAUACAGUUCCACAAUCAGAUUUGGUUCAUCAACGCCAUCGUCGUGGUAUCAGUGAGGAUCAUUCAAAUAGAGGACAUCAAGAAGAACAAAUACAUUAUUCAUAUGCAGAAAUUGGUCCUAAUGGUUUACCACUUGAUACUCCUGAAGUUCAAGCAUUAAAGCAAGCACAUUUGGCUGCACAUUCUGCUGCUCUAGCACUUAUUGAAAAACAUCGUAAGAGUCCUAUUUGGACCAACGAUCAAUACGACAAUGGUGCUUGGAAAGAUGACACAAAUGCAUGGGCAAAUGUUGAAACAUCAACUACCAAAGUCUGGAAUACUGAAGGACGUAGGAAUAAAGAAUAUAGUAAUAGAAAAGAAUGGAAUAAUCAAGGAUAUGACAGCAAUGAAUGGAAAAAUGUGCAAGCAGCAACAUCUUACAUGAACCAAAAUCUUAAAUCUGGGCCACACACAAAAAUUUCUGUGAAAAGCAAAGGUUGGAGUAAUGUAAGCAAUAAUAAUGGUUGGAAUAAUGAAGCAUAUGACAACAAUGAGUGGAAAAACACGCAACCAGCAAUAUCUCGCAGUAACCAAAAUCUUGAAUCUGGACCACAAACCAAAACUUCUGUGAAAAGCAAAGGUUGGAGUAAUGUAAGCAAUAAUAAUGGUUGGAAUAACGAAGCAUAUAAUAAUAACAAUGGCUGGAGUUCUGAAGCUGAUAAUAACAAUGUAUGGAAUAGUGGAGCUAGUAAUAACAAUGAACCUGCAACAUCACAUAACAACCAACGGCUUGAAUCUGGACCUCACAGGAAAGUAACAUGGCAAAACAAUCCCUGGAACGACGAAGAUAAUAAUGCUUGGAAAAGUAUUGAAUCUACAACUGCUCACAACAACCAAAACUUAAAUUCUUAUGAAUAUAGUGGCAAUGGCUGGAACAAUUCUGGAUCGACUACAAAAUAUGGCGCAUAUAAAGGACCACAUCAUGUUCCUAAAAUCCAUAAUGGUGUUCCAGAAUAUACACCUGAAGUGCAACUUGCGAGGGAACAACAUUUAGCAGCUCUUGCUGAAGCUUUAGAAAGGGCAUCAGCGUAUAAAAACCAACAACAAGAAUAUCGUCACUAAGAAUUUGAAGAUAAGUUCUGGGAUAUACUAUUGGCAAGUGUCCUGCGAAAUGAAGAUGGUUAAAUUGAUUUGAUUGACGAUGAAAAUAUUUUGCCUUCUCCUCCAAUUAAAGAAGAUAAUUUGCUUUGAAAUGUUUAGUCAGUAAAUAAAAGACAAAACAAUUGCUGUCGUUGCAGAUGA